Rhipicephalus microplus (southern cattle tick) is the source of this 893-nucleotide messenger RNA. Its product is annotated as flavin-containing monooxygenase 5. The record is from RefSeq and is a predicted model, not a curated record. Gene Ontology annotation, molecular function: NADP binding; N,N-dimethylaniline monooxygenase activity; flavin adenine dinucleotide binding. NCBI's taxonomy places the organism in Eukaryota, Metazoa, Arthropoda, Arachnida, Ixodida, Ixodidae.
GGGCGGCGAGAGUUACGGCUCCUGUUUCCGCGCAAUCACCUCAUCCCGAGGUCCCCUGGGGACAUCCUCGGAGCGUGAGAUACCGCGCAGCUCUUCCAUCGUCUUGUAGCAACACUGAGCGUCGGCUGUAGGAUUGCUGCUUCGUCCUCCGCAAAGUGGCGGGAGGCGCGGACAAGAUGGCUCCCAGCGUGGAAGCUUCGAGCGGGGACCGUGAGCCCCUUCCUCCUCUGGUGGUGGUGAUCGGUGCCGGAAGCAGCGGACUGCCCACCGUCAAGUCGUGUCUCGAAGAAGGACUGCGCGUCGUGUGCCUGGAGCGCACGGGCGGCGUGGGCGGCCUGUGGCGCUACACCGAGGAACCCGUGGAAGGCUGCGGCAGCGUGGCCCGCAACACGAUGCUCAACAGCUCCAAGGAGUUUUCCGCCUACAGCGACUUCCCGCCGCACGCCAGCUGCCCCAAUUUCAUGCAUCACUCCGGCAUGCUGGAAUACCUCACGCAGUACAGCAAACACUUUGACCUGGACUCGCACAUCCGUUUCAACCACGUUGUGGAGUCCGUGAGGAGAACGUCAGCCGGUGAAGUGGACGCUGGUGGCGGGGAUGGCAGUGAGCGUCGCUGGACAGUGUCCGGUCGAGACAAGACCACGGGCCAGAACUUCACGUUCCACGCGGACGCUGUGGUAGUGUGCAGCGGACACCAUGCUGUGCCAAAGUGGCCCGAUUUACCGGGCCUCCGAGACCAGUUCCGCGGUCGCGUGGUGCACGCGCGCGAAUACCGGAGGGCGUCCAUGUUCGAGGACCGCCGCGUGCUGGUGCUAGGCAUGGGAAACUCCGGAGGAGACAUCGCCGUCGAACUGAGCUACGUAUGUCCGCAGGUUCGUAAAGCGGCCCUUUAA